This is a messenger RNA of Anolis sagrei ordinatus, 1091 nucleotides long. RefSeq names its product transmembrane protein 45B-like. The record is from RefSeq and is a predicted model, not a curated record. Lineage: Eukaryota; Metazoa; Chordata; Lepidosauria; Squamata; Anolidae.
UCUCAAGAGUGGCAAACCGUGGUUUACCAUUCAUCUAGAGAAAGCACAGAGACAGUUCACGGCAAUGCACCUUGAAUCCUUGGGCAGGUAUUUAACCAUUCCCAUACCUCAGUAAUGGGUUUUUUCAUAGGACAUAAAGUGACAGGAUUAUCCUUCCUGGUAUAUGGAUUUGCGUGGGCCAUCAAACACCCCUUGAGGUUCCUUGGCCAGAAAUCAAAUUAUUCUCUACAGAUUGAAAAGUUCAUGCAUUGGUUUGAACUUGUGGAAUGGGGAGGCAUGGCCAUCAUCGGCUUCUUAGGUGCUGUACUGGAGCAGUGUGUGCCUGGGGGUCCCUUCUUCAACCUUUACAAUGAAACCACCCACCAGUGGGGAGCCCUUAAUGUUUGGCAACAUUCGACAAUGUACAUGUUCUUUGCCAUGGCUGGAGUGGUGGGCUUCCUCACUCAAUGCAAGUUCCAGAUCCCCGUGGGACUCGAUCAUUUCAUGUUCUCUCUGGCACUUUUCAAUGAAAAUUUGCUCAUCUAUACCCAUGCAAACCGGAUGUCUGCUCUGGAUAAAUACAGCCAUCACAUCCUGUUAAUUCCCAUAUGCAGCGGGGCUGUUUGCAGUUUGUUUGAGGUGUGGCACAGAAACAACCCAAUCCUGGAACUCUUCAGGACUUCCAUGUUCAUAACCCAGGGAACUUGGUUUUGGCAGCUUGCAUUCAUACUGUUCGGACCCUCGAGAUGGGACCAGAGUGACCCAGAGAUCUACGUAUUUACGACCCUGUGCUACUCUUGGCAUUAUGGGAGUGUCGUGAUCUUCCUCGCCUUUACCUAUGGCAUUAUCUACUGGGUUCUUUGGAUGCUGAAUAGAAGGAGAGGGAAUGGAGGAGAGGCAAUGGAAAUUCAGAAGUUCAACCAAACAGACACAAAGAUCUACACUGCACUUUUGAAUGGAUCUGAUGAAGAAUGAAGAUCUUUCCUUCCCUUAGUUUAAUAUAGUUUUUUGACUAAACAAUGGGAAGAGAUAAAUAAUACAUAGCCACUCUGAGUCCCCUUCGGGGUUGAGAUAGAGCAGGGUAAAAAUACCGUAAAUGAAUGAAUGAAUGA